AAGUAGACAUGGCGACUGCCUACGGAAGAUUCAAUCUGCACACAACUCCUGAGAAGUUUUAUAUUGAGGCCUGUGAUGAAGGAGCCAAUGAUGUCCUUGCGAUUGAUAGGGUUUCCACGGAGAUGACCCUCACAGGCAAGAAGGACAUCCCACCAUCAGCAGCAACCAAGCCCAUCUUUGGCGUAAUGGGAACAAUUCGUCUGGUGGCUGGAAUGUACCUAAUCGUCAUCGAUAGGAGAAGGAAAGUGGGUGAGCUUUGCGGCCACGCCGUGUGGAAAGCUGUGGAGUUUGAUGUAAUCUCCUAUAAGAAGUCUGUGCUUCACCUCACAGAUGACCAGAUGCAGGAUAACAAGACUUUCCUGUCCAUGAUCAACAGUGUGCUGAGCACUGAUGGCUUCUACUUCUGCACAGACUACGACCUUACCCACACCCAGCAGCGCUUGGCCAACACCAGCCCUGACUUCCAGGAGAUGAGCUUGUUGGAAAGGGCAGAUCAGAGGUUUGUGUGGAACGGAAACCUUUUAAGAGAGAUCACUGCACAGCCUGAGCUCCAUAAGUUUGCAUUCCCUGUCAUACAUGGAUUCAUUGUGAUGAAGCCGUGCUGUAUCAAUGGGAAAAUCUUUGAAUGGAUCCUUAUCUCCAGGAGGAGCUGUUUCAGAGCUGGAGUACGCUACUACGUUAGAGGCAUCGACUCAGAAGGCCACGCUGCUAACUUUGUGGAGACGGAGCAGAUCGUGCAGUACAGCAAUGCGAGAGCCUCGUUCGUGCAGACACGAGGCUCCAUGCCUUUCUACUGGUCUCAGAGGCCCAAUCUGAAAUACAAGCCCAAACCUCAGAUCAGUACAACCAGCAGUCACAUGGAUGGCUUCAAGAGGCACUUUGAUUCUCAGAUUCUCAUAUAUGGGAAGCAAGUGAUUCUGAAUUUGGUCAACCAGAAGGGCUCGGAGAAGCCUUUGGAGCAGACGUUUGCCAAAAUGGUGAACACCAUGGAAAAUGGGAUGAUCAAGUACAUAGCCUUUGACUUCCAUAAGGAGUGCAGUAAGAUGAGAUGGGAUCGCCUUCAGCUCUUGGUGGAUGAAGUGGCAGAGAUGCAGGAUGAAUAUGGGUACUUCAUGGUGGGCUCUGAUGGUAAGGUGGUCUGUCAACAGAGCGGCACCUUCCGUAGUAACUGCAUGGACUGUCUGGACCGCACCAAUGUCAUUCAGAGCCUGCUGGCCCGACGCUCCCUCCAGAGCCAGCUGCAGAGGAUGGGUGUCCUCCAUGUGGGCCAGAGGAUUGAGGAACAGGCUGAUUUUGAGAAGAUCUACAAGAAUGCCUGGGCAGACAAUGCCAAUGCGUGUGCUAAACAGUAUGCAGGAACAGGUGCCCUGAAAACAGACUUCACUAGGACUGGGAAGAGGACUCAGUGGGGUCUAGUGAUGGACGGCUGGAACUCAAUGAUCCGCUAUUACAAAAACAACUUCUCUGACGGAUUCAGACAGGACUCUAUUGAUCUCUUCCUCGGCAACUACACCGUGGAUGAAGCUGAUGGACCGACUCCACUCAGACUCCAGAAGGACUGGAAAUAUCUCACGUUGCCCAUUAUCAUGCUGGUGGCUUUCUCCAUGUGUAUCAUCUGCUUCCUCAUGGCUGGUGAAACCUGGACUGAGACGUUUGCCUACGUGAUGUUCUGGGGAAUGGCCAGUGCAGUGACAGGCGCGAUCAUCCUUUUCAACGGGCGGGAGUUUGUGGACGCACCCAAACUAGUCCAGAAAGAGAAGAUGGACUGAAUGCGUGUGUGGAAAGCAGCUUGGUCCUGCAGACUUCAAUUCCUCCCCUCUCUCUCUCUCUCUCUCUCUCUCUCUCUCUCUCUCGCUCUCUCGCUCUCGCUCUCUCCUCCUCCCUCUUCUUCCUCCUCUUCUUUCUCCUCCGAGUUGCAUCAGGCCUGGAGUCUACAUUGAUCUGCUCUCCACACUGUUCUUCAUGUAGAGCAGGAGUGAUGCCCAUCCUGGUCCUGAGGGGUUACUGUGUGCAGGAUCUCACCAUAGAGAGACUGAAUGAAUUGAUUAUCACAUUGAGUAGAUUAGUGCCUGACUAAGAGGAAACCUGGUCACACUGUGUGUUAAGGUGCAUAUACCCCUGUUACAGUUCUUUUCCUGCUGCUAUUUUGAGGAACAUGUCUUCCCUCGUAAUUACAUUGCAGCUAAAAGUCCAAAAAUAGUUUUAGUGAUGUAAUCGUGUGGUGAGUUCCAAUUACCAGCAAUUACCCUGUUUUGAUAAAAUAGCUGUAGUUGACUCUCUACAUGUGUAUAACUACCCCAUGACAGGCAUUAAAUACUAGAUUAAAUGCAUCAUUAGGACUACAGUAUAACUUGAAUGUGGUAUAUGCAGCUUAAUACAUUGUGUUAGCACACACCCAUGUGACAGUAUUUGUCCAGGACCUGGAUUGGUGGCCUUUGCUCAGUUUCCAUUUAAGAGCAUCUGACUCAGACUCACUGUAUGAUUGUUGAUCUCACUGUUCUUUUCUCUCAGUAUGUAUGCAAGUUUUUUUGUUUGUUUGUUUGUAUUUAGCUCAUUUACUAACCAGGUUUUUAGUUUUGUGUUUUGCAUGCAUGGUUUAGCUGAAUGGGGUUAAAAACUAAAGGAGGUUGAGGUAGAGGUUUUAGACACUGUUCUUUCCAUGAAUUUACCAACAAUUGUUUUAUUAAGCACUUUGGUGACUUGCUGCUCAAUGAUUUUUUUUUCUUUUUUUGUGUGUGAAAACAACUAAACACUUAAGGACAUGCAGCCACUAGCAUGAACACAAGUAUAAAUGGUUUCCAUUUAGCUUCAGUCUUCAGUAUCUGGUAAACUUGAUAUCAGAGAAUAUGGAAAGCAGGUUUGCACUUUGAAAGAAACAGUUUUAAAAUGAGAUCUGUUGUAUGUCAGUUGGCAAAGAUCUUUUUGGAUUGCUCAUGAAUGUACUUACCAUGACAAUAGGAAAUAAUCUGCGGUUUAAGCACAAAACUUUUUUACCCUGCACUGUUACUGUAUGUCUAAUUAUGGUUCUACUUUUGAAAGGGCUUCUUUUUCCUUGUGUGCUUGUUACUGUUGAGAAUCGAAAGAUUUUCAAAUCUACUGGAUCAAUGUACUGAAACCGGUAAAAAUUUCAGAACUACAGAGUUUUGCAGUAUUUUGUCCAUUUGAAUUGUUAGUUCAGGUUUAUGGCUCAGAAUCAAAGGCAUUUUAAGCAAGAGACACAGAAUCAUAUCUUAGAUUUCUGCCUUAUGAACUCUGGCUACAGUACAGGACAUAGGUGGUUAAUGUAAUCUGUACAACAUGAUAUGAACAUCUUUUAAAUGUGAUUCUUUAUCACACAGUCAUAGUCGGGAAUGGUUCAGUGAUGCCUUUUGUUUCCUUUCAUUUUCCCUAAAAUGUCCCAAGCUGCAGUGGUUUGCAUAUAAAGACAUGAUACACCAUUCUCUGUUUGGCCAGUCAUACAGUUUCCAGAUGUUACGGACUACUCCGACUUGAUAGUAUGUUUUACCACGACUGUCUACACAUAAAGAGUGUACUCACCAACUUCAACUGAAAAGAAUAACCAAGUGUACUGUAAGAGCAAUUAAUGUGAGAAUAAAAGAAAUGAAAAUUAAGUGAUGACACUGAUGUUUAAUUUAGUGUAAAGACUUGAAGAUUUAACUAGAGUUCAUUUGAUCAUAUCUGUAUCAUGUUGACUUGUACAUUGUACAUUAUGGUUAAAGAAUACACAUGUAUCACAAUUAUUUUCUUGUAAUGAUGUACUUUACUGUACAGUUUACAAUUUGGAUUAAUAAUUAAUAGCACUUAAUUGUGUAAUUCAAAUGAUAAACUGAUUUAUAUCCCAGUUACAAAAGACCACUGUAUUCCAUCAUGGAAAUUAAACAUAUGACCAGUAUGGUUUGGCUGGUCUUUAACUUGUAUUUUCUCAGAGUGGAACAUGAGACUGGAAAAACUAAUUGACUGUCCUUUUCAGAUUAAAUUGGGAUUUGGAAUCUUGUAUGUGUUUUCAUGUGAAGUUA
Chanos chanos (milkfish) is the source of this 4016-nucleotide messenger RNA. RefSeq names its product SAC1 like phosphatidylinositide phosphatase a (gene sacm1la). Gene Ontology annotation, molecular function: phosphatidylinositol-4-phosphate phosphatase activity. The record is from RefSeq and is a predicted model, not a curated record. NCBI's taxonomy places the organism in Eukaryota, Metazoa, Chordata, Actinopteri, Gonorynchiformes, Chanidae. The coding region runs from base 9 to 1769 and encodes 586 amino acids. Gene Ontology annotation, biological process: phosphatidylinositol dephosphorylation. The transcript is spliced from 20 exons. Gene Ontology annotation, cellular component: endoplasmic reticulum.